AUGCCCUCCAUCGACCCCAAGCCCGUCAAGAUCAACUAUGACGAGUACCUCAGCUACGAGUCCGUCCACCGCGUGCGCUCAGAGCUCAAGGCUCUUCGCCCCUACUUUGAGCUUCCGGGAAUGAUCAGCUUUGGCGGUGGCUAUCCUCAUCCCUCGACGUGGCCUAUCAACGGCAUGACUCUGAGCGUCCCGUUCGCCAAGUCGUCGGCCUUUGUCCCCGGCUACGGAGUGUCUACCCCCGAGCAGCUCCUCCCUCAGGCUCCCUACACUGCGCCGCUCAAGGGCGAGGCGCUGUCGUCGCACCUCUCGACCGAGCUGCAGUACGGCUCGCCCUACGGUGCCCACCACUUUGUCAAGUGGCUCAAGGAGCACGUCCGCCGCAUCCACAACCCCCCCAACGAGAACUGGGACGUCCUCAACACGGCUGGCAACACUGAUGCUGUCGACGGCAUCUUCCGCACGCUGUGCAACCGCGGCGACUCUCUGCUUGUCGAGGAGUUUGCCUACCCCGGUACCCUCACCACCGCCGAGACCAUGGGCAUCUCGUGCGUCGGUGUGACCAUGGACAACGACGGUAUCGACCCCACUGCUCUUGACGAGGUUAUGGAAAACUGGGACGAGGAGAAGCGCGGUUCGCGCAAGCCCCGUAUGGUCCUCAUGGUUCCUACCUGCUCGAACCCUACUGGAAGCACCACCCCCGAGUACCGCAAGCGCGAGCUCUACGCUGUAUGCCGCAAGCACAGCCUCCUCAUCGUUGAGGACGACCCUUACUGCUUCCUCCAGAUCCGCCCCAACGGUGCCGACUCGCCUAUCAUCCCCACCUUCCUCUCCAUGGACGUUGACGGCCGUGUCCUCCGUCUUGACUCGUUCUCCAAGAUUGUCGCCCCCGGCUCGCGCUGUGGAUGGCUCACUGGUCCCACAGAGCUUGUCAGCCGCGUCAUGAUGCGCUCCGAGUGCAGCACACAAUGCCCUUCCGGUUUCAGCAUUGCAGCUAUCAGCACAGUGCUCCGCGCAUGGGGCAGUCACGAGGGCUUUGAGAACAACUACCUGCCUUACAUCUCCAACAUUUACAAGGAGCGUUGCCUGUUCAUGAUCAACCUCUUUGAAAAGUACCUCCCCAAGUCGACGUGCGAGUGGCCUGAGGGCAGCGGCGGCAUGUUCCUCUGGGUCCGCCUCAAGACGGAGGCCCACCCCGAGAUUACCACAUUGUCGCCCGAGGACAUUUCCAACCGCGUGUUCAAGCAGGCCAUUGACGAGCGCGUGCUGCUCGCCCAGUCCCGCUACUUCAAGUCGGCCGGCGGCAAGGAGUGGACCAAGGAGGAGGAGGCCAAGCGUAUAUACCUUCGCUUGUGCUUUGCCAACCCCACGCUCGAGGACAUGGAGGAGGGUGUCCAGCGUUUCGCCCGUGCCCUCAAGCGCGAGUUUAAGCUCGAGUAG
Molecule: messenger RNA, 1437 nt
Organism: Apiotrichum porosum
Lineage: Eukaryota; Fungi; Basidiomycota; Tremellomycetes; Trichosporonales; Trichosporonaceae
Exons: 7
Coding region: 1-1437 (478 amino acids)
Biological process (GO): L-tyrosine biosynthetic process; aromatic amino acid catabolic process
Molecular function (GO): pyridoxal phosphate binding; aromatic-amino-acid:2-oxoglutarate transaminase activity; L-2-aminoadipate:2-oxoglutarate transaminase activity
Source: RefSeq, a predicted model, not a curated record